UAGGCCCUAGGGGAGACUACAGUACUAGAUCUAAAUCAGCAGCGAUCCCUAUAAGUCACGUGUCUACUGAUAGCAUGUCUUCCUCAGACCAACAAGAGCCCCAGCCCGUUCGUGCGUUACAAGUCCUUUACUGCCAAAUCUGCACAUUCCCUCCCGAAUACUGUGAAUUUGGCUCCAGCUUGACGAGAUGCAAGGAAUGGCUCCAGGGAGCACACUCUCAGCUUUUUGAGAAGUACUACUCAGAUGAGGCUCUCCAGUCAAAGAUUGGCACCCUCAGCCUGGCAGCACAGGCGAAACUCGAGAAGGAUACAGCGAAAAAGGAGGCAAAGGCUGAGGCGAAGGCGGAUGCUGCGCUUAAGAAAAAGAUGGCAUCGCAAGUGUCGAUUAAACGUAUUGAGCGCAACAAGCGGAAACAUGUUACAGCUAUCCAUGGCCUUGAGGCAUUUGACAUUGACUUGAAGAAAGCUGCUAAGUUCCUUGCUCAGAAGUUCGCCACUGGGGCAUCCGUCACCAAGAACGCCCAGGGACAGGAUGAGAUCGUGGUGCAGGGAGAUGUAUCGGACGACGUUAUGGAGCUUAUUGAAGGUGGAGCUGGUCCAUUAAAGGGUGUGCCUGCGGAGAAUGUUGUGAUCGUCGAAGAGAAGAAGAAGAAAGCUGCAGAGUGAUUAAUAUUGUAUCGGCUGAAGUCCGUGUGGUUGUACUAUUUCUUAGCGAUUGAUAUUCCGAUGAUGAUCCAUUCCAUAUCCUCUAGAUUGUAUAACUCGUUUGUCAUCUUAUUCCAUCACACUUGUGGAAAUUUAUUGUGAGCGAUUUGAUGCUGU
Molecule: messenger RNA, 821 nt
Organism: Suillus paluster
Lineage: Eukaryota; Fungi; Basidiomycota; Agaricomycetes; Boletales; Suillaceae
Product: translation initiation factor SUI1
Exons: 5
Coding region: 75-665 (196 amino acids)
Biological process (GO): formation of translation preinitiation complex; translation reinitiation
Molecular function (GO): mRNA binding; translation initiation factor activity
Source: RefSeq, a predicted model, not a curated record